Molecule: messenger RNA, 804 nt
Organism: Penicillium psychrosexuale
Lineage: Eukaryota; Fungi; Ascomycota; Eurotiomycetes; Eurotiales; Aspergillaceae
Exons: 4
Coding region: 1-804 (267 amino acids)
Source: RefSeq, a predicted model, not a curated record
AUGGACUUCGCUCCUCACGAUCCUGAUACGUUCUUGCGAGAAUUUAGAAGAAUAGGGACGGGAAUCUAUGACGCUCCAGAUGACUUUGUCAUAAAACUCGACGCAGACACGCGAGGGCCUUUAUUCGAGCCUAUCGACGAGAAAUUAUGGACAGCGUGCGCCGGAAGCAGCAUAGUUACGCAUUUCACAAUUGAUCGGAUAUAUGAGGCCCUUCAGAAAUCCGAGAACUGCAGCCAUAUUUGGGCGCUAUUCGAAAGCUUUUUUGCUAUUUCCCGGGAGUCGAAGAUAGAAGAGAUGUGCGUGAUCGGGCCAGGUGUCUAUCCAGUCCCUAGUGACUUGAUGAUAAUGCGCACGAACAGACAGGCCGCCAUAGGAGGCUAUUCUUAUAAACUGAUUUCGAGGCCUCUACACAGCAAUUGUCAACGCCUCUUUACGCUUGCCAGAGGGGGACAACAAAUUCGGUUUGCUGAGAUCUACGCGGGUCUAUGGGUUCUCGGUGCAUUCAAGAAGUCUAUAUUCUUGGAAAUGCGGAUCAUUAUGAGGCACUGGCUUCGAAAUAAGGAGUUUUCUAUCACAGAGGAGGGGAUGUUAACCACGCUUGUCUUGCAACUAGGACAGCCUGUCAAGAUUCAGGGCAUUGCCAGACUUGUAACAGGCCGGGUCCUUCAAGACAAAUAUAUCAUGACUCGAGUUUUGCCGUCUGGAGGGUUCCAUUGGAUUGUCAAGUGCGAAGCGUCAAAUAUUCCAAACUAUUGGCAGGAACCGAGGGCAACCCUGCAGGAACUUGUCAAUGCUUUGUGUUGA